AUGAAGCUCGCCACGGUCGCCCUCGUUGCCGCUUCCUGCAUAUGUUCCGUCGCCGCCCUGGGAGUGAAACCGGUCUUGCUCCCAUGCACGGCCAUGUGCGUCCGCAAGGCCACCAAGAGUCUGGGCUUGUGCGUCCAGGACAUGGCCUGCUAUUGCAUCCCGAAAAACUUCGUUCCUAUUAUGAACGCUGCAAGAGAGUGCAUAGCGAACGAAUGCGACCCGCAAUUUUUUGGUGCCUGGAUGAAACUGGCAAAUGAGGCCUUUUGCCGCAAGUUGAUUGCUUCCAUUGAGGCCGACGCCCGUACUCCUGCUGGGAGAGCGUCUGCGACUCCCUCUGUUCAGACGACAGCCCACACUCCGGCUACGACCCUGGCUACGACUACAUCCAUUGAGGUCGCAGCCGACACUCCGGCUCCGACCACGUCGACAUAG
Messenger RNA from Cordyceps fumosorosea ARSEF 2679, 432 nucleotides. RefSeq lists its product as hypothetical. The transcript is spliced from 2 exons. The record is from RefSeq and is a predicted model, not a curated record. The coding region runs from base 1 to 432 and encodes 143 amino acids. NCBI's taxonomy places the organism in Eukaryota, Fungi, Ascomycota, Sordariomycetes, Hypocreales, Cordycipitaceae.